This is a messenger RNA of Leptopilina boulardi, 2580 nucleotides long. RefSeq names its product glutamate dehydrogenase, mitochondrial (gene Gdh). Gene Ontology annotation, cellular component: mitochondrion. Gene Ontology annotation, biological process: L-glutamate catabolic process. NCBI's taxonomy places the organism in Eukaryota, Metazoa, Arthropoda, Insecta, Hymenoptera, Figitidae. The transcript has 8 exons. Bases 210 to 1880 code for a protein of 556 amino acids. The record is from RefSeq and is a predicted model, not a curated record. Gene Ontology annotation, molecular function: L-glutamate dehydrogenase (NAD+) activity.
CAGCAAGUUUGCUUACAUUUACUUAUUGUUUGCUGCCCAGACAAAGUGUAAUUUGUGUCUCUCUUCGGUAUUCUUCGACAUAAAAGUCGUCAGAGGACCGUUGGGAUAAAACAGGAUUUUAAUUUCUGUUAAGAAUUGAAGAUUUGCAAGUUUUUUUUUGACAAAAACCAAUAUACAUUCAAGUCAUCUCUUGUUUAUUCAUUGGAAAAAUGUUUCAUUUGAAUAAAAUAACCAGAUCUUCAGCUGCUUUAAAGCAAGUUCCUGGAUCCGAUGUUAUUCAAAGUGCCUUAGCACGCGCAAUACCGGCUACUGGAAGUAUUCAAUGUCGAGGUUAUGCCGAUCAUCAGAUUCCUGAACGUUUAAAGGAUGUUCCAAAUGCUGCAAAUCCAAAAUUUUUCGAUAUGGUGGAAUAUUUCUUUCAUCGUGGAUGUCAAAUUGUUGAGGACAAGCUUGUCGAGGAUGUUGGUAAAGGAUCAAGAAUUACUCUCGAGGAAAGAAAAAAAAAGGUCAAGGGUAUCCUGAUGAUGAUGGAACCUUGUGAUCAUAUUUUGGAAACAACUUUUCCAUUGAGACGUGACUCUGGUGAUUAUGAAAUGAUCACUGGGUAUAGAGCUCAACAUUCAACUCAUCGAACACCCUGCAAGGGAGGUAUACGUUUUUCGAUGGACGUCUGUCGUGAUGAGGUCAAGGCAUUAUCCGCUUUAAUGACCUUCAAAUGCGCUUGUGUUGAUGUGCCAUUUGGUGGCGCUAAGGCUGGAAUCAAAAUUAAUCCAAAGAAUUAUUCUGAACAUGAGCUUGAAAAAAUUACCCGAAGGUUUACACUUGAAUUGGCCAAGAAGGGAUUUAUCGGACCGGGUGUUGAUGUUCCUGCACCUGAUAUGGGAACUGGUGAACGUGAAAUGUCCUGGAUAGCAGACACUUAUGCCAAAACAAUUGGACAUUUAGAUAUUAAUGCUCACGCUUGUGUCACUGGCAAACCUAUUAAUCAGGGAGGAAUUCAUGGACGUAUUUCUGCAACUGGUCGCGGUGUUUUCCAUGGUUUAGAAAACUUUAUAAACGAAGCAAAUUAUAUGGGAAUGAUUGGAACGACACCAGGUUGGGGUGGCAAAACUUUCAUUUUGCAAGGUUUUGGUAAUGUUGGUUUGCAUUCAAUGAGAUAUUUGCAUCGAGCAGGAGCUGUUUGUACUGGUAUUAUCGAACAUGAUGGCUCUAUCUACAAUCCAGAAGGCAUUGAUCCCAAACAAUUGGAAGAUUAUCGCAAUGAGCAUGGAACAAUUGUUGGAUUCCCAGGUGCUAAACCUUAUGAAGGUGAAAAUCUCAUGUAUGAACCUUGUGAUAUUUUCAUUCCGGCCGCUAUUGAAAAAGUCAUAACAACGGAAAAUGCCGGACGAAUUCAGGCGAAAAUUAUUGCCGAAGCUGCAAAUGGACCAACAACACCUGCGGCUGAUAAGAUUUUAAUUGACAGAAAUAUUCUUGUAAUACCAGAUUUGUAUAUAAAUGCUGGUGGUGUCACAGUCUCGUUCUUUGAAUGGCUUAAAAAUUUAAAUCAUGUCUCGUAUGGUCGCCUUACAUUUAAAUAUGAACGAGAAUCUAAUUAUCAUCUUCUCGAAUCUGUCCAAGAAUCUCUCGAACGUAGGUUUGGUCGUGUAGGAGGUCGUAUUCCCGUAACUCCGUCGGAGUCUUUUCAAAAGCGUAUUUCUGGUGCUUCCGAGAAAGACAUCGUUCAUUCCGGUUUGGAUUACACGAUGGAACGAUCAGCAAGGGCUAUAAUGAAAACAUCAAUGAGAUUCAAUUUGGGUCUUGAUCUUAGGACAGCAGCGUACAUCAAUUCUAUUGAAAAAAUUUUCACUACUUAUUCCGAAGCAGGACUUGCGUUUUAGACUAAUUAAAAGAAAAAAAAAGAAGUAAAAGUGAAGAAAAACAGUGAAUCUUUUUACACGUGAUGAUGUACGAGGAAACAAUAGGUUCAAAUCAAAUUAAAUGACAACAGUAUUGUUGAAAGUCCAGACAUUUAAAAAAAAAAAAUCUUUAGGAAAAUACAAUGGACAAUUAUACAUAUUAUACAUAAUAUAUAUUUAUAGUGGCGAUAUUCGCUCUAUAUACCACGCAAAAAUAGUAAAUAGCCUGGUAAAUACUUAAUCUUUUAAAUGUCCAAACGCAUCCCCACAGAGCCAGUUUAUUUUUAUUUACAAAUAUAUUUUUUGUUUGUUAAGCUUUAAAGUAUAAGAUUUUUUAGCGCCGUUCUCCUAUGAAUAAUUGUUGUGUGAUUUUGUUGUGGAGAAGAGGCAGAGCAUUUUUAUAUUUCAAUUUUUAUUAUUCUUGACACAUAAUUUUAAGACUAUCUGUAAUAUUGUUGACCAUAAUCUCUACAUGUUUGUACAUUUUUUUUAAUUGACUGGUGUCAACGGUGCUGCCUAAUAAUAAUAAUAAUAAUUGUAACCAUCCAUAUUUCCAAAUAUUUAUGAAAGUAACUUAUUUCUACGAAUUUACAGAACAGUGUAUUAUAUAUAUACGGUAAAAAAAAUUGUUAUACAACAAAGUUGUGUUAAUAAACAUUGAUAACAUUACCACGUUAUUAAA